AUGCCUAAUUCGUUCCGUGAAAUUCUUGAAAAUACUGUAAGAAAAAUAGUUAUGGCUUAUGAAUAUAGGAGUGAUGCAGGUUACAGUGAUGCCAAUGGAAUAAGAAAAUGGGUAUACCUAUGCAUGAAACUAACCAAAGUGGCAGACGAUUUCUUUUAUUUCUAUCUUUUAUCAGAUGAGGAUGGUAGCGUAUAUCCUGAGGAGAGAGUAUAUCAAUCGGGCAGUAUUCCAGAUAACACUGUUCCAGUGUGUAGCACAUUUUGUCAGUACACAACUCAACCAAGGAUCCGUACACUUAAAAAAUCAGGUAGCAGUGCGACUUUACCUGGCGACGUUUCUUUGUGUGAACCCUGUGACAGUGCUUGUGAAGAAGCAACUACAGACAUGACAUCAUUAAAUACAACACAGAAUACCACAUCUUUUGAAAUUGACAUUACGACAGACAAACCAUUAGCAGAGACAACACAGAAAAUAACGGCACCACCCACUUCUACAGAUAUGGUCACUACGACAGAAAUGACACCAUUAGAAACAACACAGAAAACAACGCCACAAUUGACUUCAAGUAAUGAAAUGCUUACUACGACAGAAAUGACACUAUUAGAUACAACACAGAAAACAAAGACACAAUCCACUUCUAGUGAAAUAAUCACUACGAAAGAAAUGACUCCGUUAGAGACAACAGAGAAAUUAACUGCACUUUUGACUUCAACUGAAAUAGGCCGUACGACAGAAUUAAUACCAUCAUUAGAAACAAGACAAAAAAUAACGACAGAAUUGACUACAAUUGAAAUAGUUACUACACUGAAAACAACGAUACAAUUGACUUCUACUGAAAUGGUCACUACAACAGAAAUGACACCAUUGGAUACAACACAGAAAACAUUGGCACAAUCCACUUCUACAGGUUUGAAUAUUGUAACAGAAAUAUGA
Mytilus trossulus (common blue mussel) is the source of this 933-nucleotide messenger RNA. RefSeq names its product mucin-2-like. The transcript is spliced from 6 exons. The record is from RefSeq and is a predicted model, not a curated record. Bases 1 to 933 code for a protein of 310 amino acids. NCBI's taxonomy places the organism in Eukaryota, Metazoa, Mollusca, Bivalvia, Mytilida, Mytilidae.